This is a messenger RNA of Penicillium canescens, 1092 nucleotides long. Its product is annotated as bZIP transcription factor. The transcript has a single exon. Bases 1 to 1092 code for a protein of 363 amino acids. Lineage: Eukaryota; Fungi; Ascomycota; Eurotiomycetes; Eurotiales; Aspergillaceae. The record is from RefSeq and is a predicted model, not a curated record.
AUGUCAUCAGUGGAAAAGAAGCGCCUUCGAGAUCGCCGGUCGCAACAGACUCUUCGCGACAAAAAGUUGCGGCACACAGCGGAACUCAAAGAACAAGUGAUCCAUUGUCAGCAAUACCACAAUGACCAAGGCGUGCAACGGCUUCUUCAGGUGAUCAGCGGACUUCGCGAACAAAACGAGGCCCUUAUUAACCGCCAAAGAAGCUUGAAAUCAUUUAUCGCCUCAUGGGACAGAGAUUGGGAGGCUUUGCCAAGCGCAGAUCGCUCUAACCAGAAUGGGGUGUACCUCUACAAGGAGAUGAGAAGCCAAGAGCUUCAGUGCCCGCAAAUUCAGCGGGAUAGCAAUGAGCUUGCUCCAUCAAGAGGAUCAAAUGGACCAACCAAUCCUUUGUCGGCUACACCAACAACAUCCCCGCGCACAGAGUCACCCACGGAAUCCCUUCCAGCAAAUAAACUGCCUCCAUGGAAUCAGAUCCCACUGCAUAGCGAUGACUUCACCAACGUACGGACAAUUAUUUCGUGUCCCUGGCUUGGCUACCCAGAAAAGAUAACGCCUUGUCCGGAUAUCCCGUCGUCCGCCCUGGACAUCCUCUAUGGCACCAAAGCCAACCCACUAGCCGACAUGAUUCAUACGGCCCUUCAGAGACGCCCAAUCCGAGAUCCAGAGCGAUUAGCGAUUGGUUGGCUUUCCUACCACAUGACACGAUGGAUUAUAUCACCCAGUCCAGCAACUUUUGAACGACUGCCUGCGUUCCUGAGACCGACACAGGAGCAGAUGCAAAUCGCACAUCCUGCCGUAUUGGAUUUUAUGCCGUGGCCAAAGCUUCGAUUGAACUUGAUGCAUAGGUGGCAUUUGUAUGUCAAAGAUCGUGACGAUCUGUUUGGCAUGUUUGCGUGUUGUAUUAAAAUCCGUUGGCCGUGGGGUGAGGAUAUCCUUGAGCGGAAUAAUGAAAAUGAAUUGAUCAUUAAGCCGAGGUUUUAUGAUACUUUCAUGCGUGCGAGUGGUUGGGGUCUUACUCCGGAGUUUAUUGCGAGAUAUCCGGAUCUUUUUGUUGGAAUUGAUAUUAAUUCUAUAGUAUUCGAGCUUGUGUAA